Messenger RNA from Theobroma umbraticum, 1418 nucleotides. RefSeq lists its product as uncharacterized. Lineage: Eukaryota; Viridiplantae; Streptophyta; Magnoliopsida; Malvales; Malvaceae. The record is from RefSeq and is a predicted model, not a curated record.
AAAGCCAAAUGAUUCGGCGUUGAGGUGACACAUAUGCCAAUCCAAAAUCAUGGUCAUGAUCAGUAAGAAAAGCAGACACAGAGCACUUCUAAUUUUCCCAUUGAAUGCUUUUUUGCUUUAAUGAAGAAACAAUAAUCUGUAAACUAAACAGUCAGACUUUUUCUGACAAGGCGGGUUCGGGUUUUCCACUGACGUUGCAUGGAAAUCAUAAAAACGCGCACAUGUCCACCUUUUGUUGGCCGGUUUGGCCCAAUUAGACAACAUUUACGAAAUACGUGUAAGAAGCCCACAUUCUGUCUUUAAACAAUCCUUUAUGGGACAAGGACGAUUCUGCCUUUUUCCUUUUCCCCCCAGUAUAAAACUUCUCACCGUUCUUUACCGAUUCUAUGAUGAAUGAAAUUCAAAGACAAAACCAGCGAACAAGAUGGAAGAUGUCGUGCCUGAAGCUGAAAGCUUGUUGCACCCGAUAAAUAUCAGCGGAGAUGAAGUUACUACAGAAAGACAAAAUCCUGAAGCAGCUAAACACGAGGGGGGAGACAGAGCUGGUGGAUUCAUUAACCAUCUCAUCUCUAACUUGGUUAUUGGAGGAGAUGCAGAUGAAGAAAAACAAGAAGAACAGGCUGAGAAGGAGACAAUCCCUGAAGAGAAGGGAGGUAGGAUUUUAGAUCAUAUCAUUUCAAGCCCCAAAGCAGGAAACAUCGCGCAACGGAAAGUUGAAGCUUUUGAUGUUCGAAGUGAAAAUGAAUCAGGUUUCAGAUCAGAGGAAGAAGUGGGUGGUGGUGGUGGUGGAGGAGGGCUUAUCAACAAUAUCGUGUCCAACCUCUUUCACCACUCUGAAGGUGAAGUAAGAGGGAGUACUGAUGAAAACAAAAAGGAAGAAGUGGUCAAGGUUGGUGAAGAAAGUAAAGCAGAGAAAACAGAGGAGAGUGGUGGUGGAGGAGGGCUUAUCAACAACAUCGUAUCCAACCUCUUUCACCACUCCGAAAGUGAAGUAAGAGAGAGUCCUGAUGAAAACAAGAAGGAAGAAAUGGGGAAGGUUGGUGAAGAAACCAAAGCAGAGAAAACAGAGGGUGGUGGUGGUGGUGGAGGGGGUAUCAUUGAGAGCAUCGUCUCCCAUUUGCCCACAUCUCUUCCAGAUGAUGCAGCUCCCACGAGUGAUGAGGCCACCAUUCUGAUUCACAUUGCUCAAGAUUAACAAGCGUUUGAUGCUUGAGGUUCACACCACUUCCAGCUUCAGGAAUGAAUUAUUAUUUCUAGAAUUCUGAUUGUACCAUCUUCAUCUGCCACUGGAUUUGUGCUGUUUUCUACUUUUCUUUUGCAUCUUGAUUUUUUGUUCUCUUUCUUUGUAAUAUAUUUUCUCCCUGUGAUGUGUUUCUGGUAACUCUUCUGUUAAAUAACAUUUAUUUAUUUGUUAAAAG